AUGAAAUUGGUACUAUCACCCAAAUUCUUGGCCAUUGGCUUCAUGUUGAUGUGCACAGCUGUAAUUGCUGGUAAGGAUGAUGAUGAUUGUUUCAAACUCCUUCCUGGUGAAACCUAUCAUGGUCUUAGCUGGACCCCUGAAGACAAUGGAGGAGGCUUAUUGUCCAAUUCAGAAAAUCACCAAGUCACAGUAUAUGCACCGGGUUCUGAUGAGAAACUUGAAACUUCUGAAGGAACUGAGUGCAUUGGAUCUAGCUUGGUACAUAGCGGGUCAGAAGAAAGUGAUCUCUUUCUUUGGAUUUCAAUAGCGGGUCAUCAUUGA
This is a messenger RNA of Melampsora larici-populina 98AG31, 321 nucleotides long. RefSeq lists its product as uncharacterized. The transcript has a single exon. Lineage: Eukaryota; Fungi; Basidiomycota; Pucciniomycetes; Pucciniales; Melampsoraceae. The record is from RefSeq and is a predicted model, not a curated record. Bases 1 to 321 code for a protein of 106 amino acids.